CCGUUUUUGCGAGCCGAUUAACCGCAAUUUGAGCAUAGAUUUAGAAACUGCUUUUCUUCAAUAUUUUCGUUCAGUUUAGAGAGUGGUGAUAGAUUUUUAAAUUAUUUCCAAAUUAGGACGCUUUUACCUACCUCAAAUCAUUGCCGUCUUUCAGUUGGCUUCUUAUCGUACAUUUGUGCUUCUUUAAUUUUUAACUAUCGUCUUAAUAACCAUUUUUUUAAUUUUGGAAACCACUGGGCUCUUAUCAUUUAUUGCUAGAGUAAUAUACGUAUUAUAAUCCUGUAUCAAAUCCAAGAAAGCCAUCUUCAAAGAUAUAUAUAAUAGGUACUUUAUAUUUUAGGGGUACUAUUUGGAAACUAUAAUUUUACCAUACAUUUAAAAUGUAUUAACAGAGUUUAAGUGUGUAACUAUAGAUAGUCGGGUGAUAUGGCUAGUAAGUCGACUGAACCUGAAUCACCAAAAAAAAAUGAAAAGUUUGACAAGUUUUACACUGAAGUAAGUUUCUGAAUAAACAAUAAAGUUUCAUUUGCCCGUGGUUUAUAUUAUUAUAUUUAUUAUUUAAUCUACAGGUAAAAGAAAUUGAAAAACGUGAUUCUGUAUUGACAUCCAAACAACAGAUAGAUAGACUUUUGCGUCCAGGAGCUUCAUAUUUCAAUCUGAAUCCUUAUGAAGUACUUCAAUUAGAACAUGAUACACCUUUAGACGAAGCAAGGAAAAAAUAUAAAAGAGUAAGUACUAAGUAUUAUUAUUAAUUUAAAAUCAGCUUCAAUCUCAAAAUUAUUUUAGUUAAUUGAAUAUAAUAUUGUAAAUACAUAAAUAUUAUGAAAAAUAAAAAAAUUAAAUUGUUAUAUUUCAUAUAUAUUAUGUUAUAUAUAAAGCCUAGUGGUUUAUCAAAGUAAAAUUAAAAAUUAAAUUAUUUUUACAAUUUAUAUUAUUAGUAUUUAUUACUACUGUAGUUGUUUAAUUACAGUUAAUAUAUAGUAAUAAGUCAAAUAAUCUAAAAUGUGUGUUAUUAGUUGGUCAAUCAAUGUCUAUAAUUUUUUUAGUAAUACAUUUUAUUUUCAUUACUCCUUAUUAUUUUUAACAACAUUAUGGGUUGAGCAAGAACAAAUAUAUAUAUAUGGGUAUAUGAAUAGCUCAAUUUUGUAACCAGAAAACGAUUUCUGGGGAGAGGUACUAAUAAUUUGUAUUCAUAUAUCACUUAUGAAAACUUAUCUGUUAUUCUAAAUAUUAUAAUUAUUAUUAAUUUUUAAAUUUUAUUAUUCUAGCUAUCUAUUUUGGUACAUCCAGAUAAAAAUCAAGACGAUUUAGAAAGAGCAAAUAAUGCUUUUGAAACUGUUAACCGAGCAUGGAGGACAAUUGAUAAUGAUGAAUCGAGAAAAAAAUGUCUUGAGAUCAUACAGGAAGCUAAAGAUAUGACAGAAUUUAUGAUUGCAGAAAAACGAAAAAAAUUAAAAAAAGAAGGCAAAGACACAUCAGUUGAAGAAGAUGAUCCAGCUAUUAUGAAACGUAGUAUUUAUGUACAAACAUGUAAACUAUUUGCUGAUCUCGAACGUAAAAGAAAAGAUCACGAAGCAAGAGAACUUCAAGAGAGAAAACGAAAAAGGGAACAGGAAAUUGAAGAAGAACAAAAAGCAACUAUGUCAAAGGAAUGGCAAAAAAACUUUGAUGUAAGUUUUAUUUUAUUUUUUGUAUGGUCAAUCUUAAUACUGAAUUAUUUCAAUAUAAUAAUUGUAAACUCUGAAAUUGUUGGUGAUUUAAUAUUUAUAUGAAAUUUACUAUCCUGGAUGAUCCAUUUUAAAUACACUCUUUAUCUCAGAAAGUAUUAACUUUUUCUGGAAUUUGUUUUCUAGAGCAUUUAAGAAACAAGCAGCUGCUCUACAAUGUUAUAUUUAUGUUAUUUUUUGUCCUCUUAUUUUUAGGGAUAAAACCACCACAUGCUUUUGAUUUUCAAAUAGUAACCUAUAUUAAAAAUUACAUCAAUAGAUGGAGUAUUAGUUAAAAUAAAUAUAAAUGUUGACAUUUUUGAUUUCUGUCAAACCAUUGACCAAAUAUUCCAUUUUUAAGUUUAGGUUGGAGGAGAGUAAUGGUGCAUUAUUAACACCGCGCAAAUGAUACAAAUGAUACUCUCCUACUAUCCAAACUUAAAAGUGGAAUAUCUCGUAUACGGAUAAUAAAAAUUCGAAAAAAGUUGAUACUUUCCAAGAUAAUGGAUCCACUUAAAUUAAUGACCCGGUAGACCUAUCAGGUCACGACACAUUUUAGAAUUAAUUAGCUAUUUUUUUAAUAUAACAUUGAAAAUAUAUAAAUACAUAAAAUUGUUGAUCCUAGUUAUAAUGUAUACAUAGUUCUUUCAAUAUUAUUGGUUAUGUUUAUGCACAUCAAAAUUUGUAGAAACUAUUUAAGAUGUAUUAGUUUUACAAAGAUGAUUUUAUUUUUAUUUUUCUAUACUGCGUACAAAAAUUCUACCAGAAAUAUUGCUCAGAGGUAUACAAUGUAAACCUUUUCUUGGGGUGGUACUUUAGGAAGCUAAUUUUUUGAUCUUCCCGACAGUUUUAUAAAGAGGAAGGUAAGAUAAUGUGGGUUUGGUUUAGCCAUUGAUGUAGGUAGGAAGUUGGGAAGGUAGAAUAUAGGUGGGAAUUUAAUGUAUAUCUGUAAGCAACAAUAGACCAAUGUUUAGGAAAACAGUGAUUUUGAGCAGAGUUCAAUUGAUGCUUUAUCAACAAUAUAUAUGUUAUUUUAUAGUAAAAUAAUUAAAUAUCCUUUCCAUAUUUUUUUAAUGUUCUCCCCAAUUUUCCUACAUUUUUCCCAUGUUUUAUCCUGGUUUUUCAUAUUUUCUGGGAAAAAGUACCUCUCUAGUGAAGUUUCCUUUUAGAAACAUUGUUAUUAUUAAAAUUUGAAGCAAAAGUUGUCCACAGAAAAGAAAAUUCGUAAAUUAUAUUCAUUAAAUUUUGUAAAAUUUCUAGUUUUUCGCACUUGAUGAGAACUCAUAAGAAAAUAGAAAAAUUACCUCACCACAUCGAUUUUCUUUCAGAAAAGGUGUUACACGUAGAAAUACAAACAAUUCUUUUAGAAAAAAAGUUGCGCGGAUUAAAAAAAAAAAAAAAAAUCUUUGUAAAACCUAAAGGAAAAUUUACAAAAAAUAUACUUAAUUUUUGUUAUUUGUUGUAAUUCAGUUAAAAAUAUUUGUAGAGCCUUAAAAAUCAGACAAAAAACUUAUAUUUGCCUUUUCUAUACAUGGUAAAAUUUCCAAUAAAAAUUUAAGCUAUUUAUAGACAUUUAAAUUUUGCGAAUUUUGUACAUAAUUUUUAUUCGGUAGGUACUUUAUGGUAAAAUUAUUAGACUUACCACUUGAAAAUUUAACAGGAAGCUCAUUAAAAGUCUUACUUUGAACUCAAAAUAAUUUGAUAUCCUAUCUCCCUGACAUUGGCUGCAGCUAUCAUAUGAAGUAUGUCUUUAAUUAAUAAUGUUAUUAAAAUUUCAAAAAAUAUAUAAAUUUUUUAAAAAAAAGUUUUCACAUUUGGAUAGUUAUUUGAAAAUUUAAAGUUGAUAUAUGGGUUGUAACUUUUAAUAUUCAUAAUAAUAUCAAUUUUUACUUAAAAUCUUCAUAGAUAAUCAUGCUAGUUCAUGUAAAAGGAUCACUGCAUGUGUCUAAUAUUGAGUGUCAUUUUAAAUAUAUCCGAAAUAUAAUUUAAAAAAUAUUUUUAACUAUAAAACACAAUUGUAAUACUAUAGUUUUUUUAAUUUAUAAAUAUAGGAGUCCAGGGAAAGUAGAGUGAACAGUUGGAAAGCAUUUCAGGAAUCAACAAAAAAGUCAAGUAAAAAAAUCAAAAUUUUUAAGCCACCCAAACAUAAAGCAGAAUCCAGAUGAAAAAGUAGAUAUGUUUUUUAAUAAUAUACAUACAAAAUACAAAUAGUAUAUUUUUCUUAAUUAAUAUUUUAAUUGUUUUUCUUUUCAGUUAAUAUAAGUAUAAGCUCCAUUUUUUGUUUAUUCUAUACAUACAUGUAUUAGAUUAUAAAAUAAAAUAUUUUCAUACUUUUUAUUUUAUUAUUUUUAUGUGCAUAAAAAAUAAAAUUCCCGAUUUUUUUUUUUUUAAAUACUUGCAUUAAGUUAUACUUUUGUUUUGUAUGAUAAUGUACAAUUAUUAAAAGUUCAUUUAAAUAUUAGUUUUUGUAUAAAUAAUUCUUAUACUAUAAAAUUAUGUGUAUAUAUAUAAACAAAUUAUUAACUAUAUCUAUCUUUAGAUAAAGUAGUUAUUUUGGGUAACUAUUACAAUGCAGUUUUUGAUUUUAUAAACAAAUGUUGUUUUAAAUUUUUUUUGUUGUAAAAUUAUACAUGAUUGUUGUUAUAAACAACUCAUUAAUAGAUAUUCAUUUCUUAUACGUUAUAAUUAACCAGAAAAAAAACAUAAUGAAUAAUUGUUUUAAAUUACAAAAUGAAUUUUUGUAUUUCAAUUUCAGAUAUAUACCUGAACUACAUUUAUCGAUUGAGAUUCAAAUUAUUUUUGUUUUAGGUUACCAAAAUGUUGUAAUAUAUUAUUACCAUAUUACCAUUAUCAUCACAAAUAACUUAAAAUUAAAAAAUGAAGUCUUUAUCAAUUGAAUGUUCAAUUGUUCAUGCGUAGUGAUCAUCAAUAUCACUAGUAAAGUUUCUUGUGUCAAUUUCAUCGUCUUUCUCUUCUUCUUCUUCUUCAUCUUCAGUCGGGUAAUUGAGUCCAUUUUCAGUAGCAGAAUACAUAACUGACAAAUUAAAUUUUGGUUUACGACAUACAAAAUAAACACUUUUAUACUCAUAUUGUAGCAUAGAAUGUGGAUUUUGUGAAUAUUUGGUGGGAACAUUCAGUAUUUCUUUCUAAAAAAAUAGAUACAUGUUUUGAUAACUGUUCUAUAAUUUGUUAUUAGACAUAAAUGACACUUACUUCAAAUUGAAAACCAAUUCCUUUAAUUACUUCUUUUAUAACUUCAUAACUCGGUUCAAUAGAGUUUUGAUCAAACAUAUUACUGUAAUGAUAUAAUAAUGGCCCCAAAUUGAUCCAUAUUCCACCAGGUUUAAGUAUUUUAUAUAUAGUUUCAAUGAAUGCAACUAUAUUGUUAGCACAAUCGAUAAAAAAACAAGUGGCAAUGCAAUUCCAUUCAUCUUUAUUUGUGUAAACCUAUAAUCAUGUAAAUAUAUUAUAAAGAACAAGGUAACAAAACAACACAUUUUAAUAGAGAAAGUAAAUACUUGUAAAAAAUCUCCAGCAACCAUUGAUAUACUUGCAUUUUCUGGAAACUCUUUAGCUGGAUUGAUAUCAGGAAAUGUAAUACAUUGAGUUUGGUGUUUUGUUUCCAAAUUAUUGUCACACUGAUGAAUCCACGGGAAAAGAACAUGAGUAUUAACACCCCUGCAUCUACAAAGUAUAGUAAAAAUAAAGCAACUUAAUAAUAAUAUAAUGGCUAAACAAUUAUUACUUGUUUAAUACAAAAUUUGAUGCUAUUAACAUGAACACAGAAAACUCAUUUCCUUGACUAGUGUAACCUAAUUUUGCAAUUUCAAAGACUAGUCUUCCAAGACCUGCACCGGGUACCAAAAUUUUAAUGUCUGAUGCUGAAACACUAUAACAACAAUUUUGUGUUUAACAAAAUGUUGAACAAUUUUUAAAUUAUUUAAAACAUACCUUUUCAAUGGGAACUCUUUUAAAAUUUCAUCAAUUAUAGGUUUAUAACAGGUUUUACGCUCCUCAAUACCUUCAAUGCUCCAAUCUCGAACCAACUGUUUUAAAGUAGAUUCAACUUUUUCUAGGUCAGUUUCAAUUGGCUUGUUGACCUCAUCAGUUGAAUGCUAUAACCAAUUGGUAAAUGUUUCUAAAGAAUCACAAGUAAGACAAAUUAAUAAAUUUUCAUCAUUACCCAACCAUCCAGACUGGGAGUAUUUUGAUUUUCAAAUAGAUAUGCACUAUCUUGAACCAUUCCCAAUAUAACAUUAUAGUUAUAAUCUAUGCAAUUUCGUAUAGUCUCCAAACUGUUACUAUAGUUUGUUAAAAGUCUUUGAUGUUGUUCUGGUAAUGAUCUCAAGUAGUGAAUAGUCUUGGUGAGCCUGCUCAAAGAAUGAGUUCUGAAAGAAAUAUGUUACUAUUAUUUUAAAACUAAAAUUAAUAAUACUUAGUGCAAUUAUAACAUAAUCAUUUAGUUAAUUUAAAUAAAUAAAAUAAAAUAUUUGUAUACAAAAAGUUUAAAGUAAAUUUGGUUUAUUUUUUUCAUUAAAAAUUAUAAAAAAAAGGCCAUAUUUUUUUAUUAUAUAAAAAUAUGUAGUAGUAAUGUAUUACACAUUUAGCAAUAGUUCGUUUAAUAACAAUUAGACACCAAUAUAUUUUCAUAUUUGUUAUAGUGAGUAGGUUUAUAAUCAGUAUUUAACAUUAAGGAUAUGAAAAUAAUAAUUUAAGAUUUUAAACAAUAAAAAAAAAAAAAACUAUUAAUAAUUUAAAUGUUUAGUUCUUUUUUUAUUCCAUAAAUUAGAAAUAUUUUUUUCCAGUUAAAAACUAUGCCGAGUAGGGCAUAUCACAUGAACAAUAAAUUAAUAUUAGUGAAUUAAAAUUUCAUGUAGUUUAAACUGUCUUUAUAUAUUCAAGAGAGAUUUUCUGUGUAUACAAUAAUAUGUAUAUCUUCUUAAAAUUGAUAAAUAUUACAAAUAUAACAAAAAC
Messenger RNA from Cinara cedri, 6680 nucleotides. The record is from the annotation of a GenBank genome assembly. NCBI's taxonomy places the organism in Eukaryota, Metazoa, Arthropoda, Insecta, Hemiptera, Aphididae.